AUGGCUUCUUUAGUGUCUUCUCCAUUUACCUUAACCAGUUCUAAGGUUGAGCAAAUUUCUCCUCUUUCCCAAAAACACCUUUUUCUUCAUUCGUUCCUUCCCAAGAAGGCCAAUUGCUAUGGCAGCAACUCAAAGGUUUCUCUGAGAGUGAAAUGUGCUGCGAUUGGCAACGGUCUUUUCACUCAAACCACCCCAGAAGUGCGUAGGAUAGUUCCUGAGAAGAACCAAAACCUGCCAACAGUUAAAAUCGUGUAUGUUGUGCUUGAAGCACAAUACCAAUCAUCUCUCUCUGCUGCCGUUAGAGCUCUCAACAGCAACAACAAAGGUGCUGCCUUUGAAGUUGUGGGGUACUUGGUGGAGGAGCUUCGAGAUGAAUCCACUUACAGGACCUUCUGCAAGGACUUGGAAGAUGCUAACAUUUUCAUUGGGUCACUGAUUUUUGUGGAGGAGCUUGCCCUCAAGGUUAAGGCUGCUGUGGAGAAAGAAAGGGACAGGCUUGAUGCAGUUUUGGUUUUCCCAUCAAUGCCUGAGGUAAUGAGGCUAAACAAACUGGGGUCUUUCAGUAUGUCUCAGCUUGGACAAUCCAAGAGCCCCUUUUUCCAGCUCUUCAAGAAGAAGAAGCAGUCUUCUGCUGGGUUUGCUGACAGCAUGUUGAAGUUGGUGAGGACUUUGCCAAAGGUGUUGAAGUACUUGCCAAGUGAUAAGGCUCAGGAUGCCAGGCUGUACAUUCUGAGUCUGCAGUUUUGGCUUGGUGGAUCACCUGACAAUUUGCAAAACUUUCUCAAGAUGAUUUCGGGGUCUUAUGUUCCGGGGUUGAAAGGGACAAAGAUGGAGUACUCGGAGCCGGUUUUGUACUUGGACAAUGGAAUUUGGCACCCUCUAGCUCCUUGUAUGUAUGAUGACGUGAAGGAGUAUUUGAAUUGGUACGGAACUAGAAGGGAUGCAAAUGAGAUGCUGAAGAGUCCAAAUGCGCCUGUAAUUGGUUUGAUUUUGCAGAGGAGUCACAUUGUGACUGGGGAUGAUGGUCACUAUGUGGCUGUGAUCAUGGAGCUUGAGGCCAAAGGUGCUAAGGUUAUUCCAAUUUUCGCCGGUGGGCUUGACUUUUCGGGGCCAGUGGAGAGGUUCUUGAUUGAUCCAAUAACUAAGAAAACGUUUGUGAAUUCUGUGGUGUCACUCACUGGCUUCGCGCUUGUUGGGGGCCCUGCAAGGCAGGAUCAUCCAAGGGCAAUUGAAGCUUUGAUGAAGCUAGAUGUUCCUUACAUAGUUGCAUUACCAUUGGUGUUCCAGACAACAGAAGAAUGGCUGAACAGUACUCUGGGCUUGCAUCCAAUUCAGGUUGCUCUUCAAGUUGCACUGCCAGAGCUAGAUGGGGGCAUGGAGCCUAUAGUUUUUGCUGGUCGAGAUCCUAAAACAGGAAAAUCUCAUGCUCUUCACAAGAGAGUGGAGCAGCUCUGCACCAGGGCAAUAAAAUGGUCUGAAUUGAAAAGGAAAACGAAGGAAGAGAAGAAACUGGCAAUCACUGUCUUCAGUUUCCCACCAGACAAAGGCAAUGUAGGAACUGCAGCCUACCUUAACGUAUUCUCCUCCAUUUUCUCUGUUCUAAAAGAUCUUCAAAGAGAUGGAUACAAUGUUGAGGGACUUCCAGAAUCUUCAGAAGCUUUGAUUGAAGAAGUAAUACAUGACAAAGAAGCACAAUUUAGCAGCCCAAAUCUGAACGUUGCAUACAAAAUGAGUGUCCGAGAAUACCAAAAUCUAACUCCCUAUGCCACAGCAUUAGAAGAAAACUGGGGAAAAGCUCCAGGGAAUCUGAAUUCAGAUGGAGAGAAUCUAUUGGUAUAUGGGAAGCAAUAUGGUAAUAUAUUCAUAGGUGUUCAACCCACAUUUGGCUAUGAAGGUGAUCCUAUGCGGUUGCUUUUCUCCAAAUCUGCAAGUCCUCAUCAUGGAUUUGCAGCAUAUUACUCUUUUGUUGAGAAAAUUUUCAAAGCUGAUGCUGUUCUUCAUUUUGGGACACAUGGUUCCCUAGAAUUCAUGCCUGGAAAGCAGGUGGGAAUGAGUGAUGUAUGUUAUCCCGACAGUCUGAUUGGGAACAUUCCCAAUGUCUAUUAUUAUGCUGCAAACAACCCUUCCGAGGCUACCAUCGCCAAACGUAGGAGCUAUGCAAAUACCAUUAGCUAUCUGACUCCUCCAGCAGAAAAUGCAGGACUCUACAAAGGUCUUAAGCAAUUAAGUGAGCUCAUCUCCUCAUACCAAUCCCUCAAGGACACUGGCCGCGGACCACAAAUUGUUAGCUCAAUCAUAAGCACAGCUAAACAAUGUAAUCUUGACAAGGAUGUGGAACUGCCAGAUGAGAGUGAAGACAUCCCUGCCAAAGACCGCGACCUUGUGGUUGGAAAGGUGUAUGCCAAGAUAAUGGAGAUCGAGUCCCGCCUGUUGCCUUGUGGGCUGCAUGUCAUUGGUGAGCCACCCUCAGCCUUGGAAGCAGUUGCAACACUAGUGAACAUAGCAGCACUUGAUCGUCCUGAAGAUGGUAUUUCCUCUCUCCCAUCAAUACUAGCUGCGACUGUAGCAAGGAACAUGGAGGAAGUCUAUAGAGGGAGUGACAAAGGAAUACUAAAGGAUGUAGAGCUUCUUCGGCAGAUAACUGAAGCUUCACGUGGAGCAAUCACUUCCUUUGUGGAGCGGACUACUAAUGAUAAGGGUCAAGUGGUUGAUGUAGCUGAUAAACUCACCUCAAUUCUUGGAUUUGGCAUAAAUGAACCGUGGGUGGAUUACUUGUCAAACACCAAAUUUUACCGAGCUGAUAGGGAAAAACUCAGAACCUUGUUCAUGUUCUUGGGAGAAUGUUUGAAGUUGGUUGUAACUGAUAAUGAAUUGGGAAGUUUGAAACAAGCCUUGGAGGGUAAAUAUGUAGAGCCAGGACCUGGUGGUGAUCCAAUUAGAAAUCCUAAAGUUUUACCAACAGGGAAAAAUAUUCAUGCACUGGACCCACAAGCUAUUCCUACUACAGCAGCAAUGCAAAGUGCCAAAGUAGUGGUGGAUAGAUUGAUUGAGAGGCAGAAAGCAGAAAAUGGAGGAGAUUAUCCUGAGACCAUUGCACUUGUAUUGUGGGGAACAGAUAAUAUUAAGACAUAUGGAGAGUCCCUGGCUCAGGUCUUGUGGAUGAUCGGUGUGACACCAGUAGCUGAUACAUUUGGAAGGGUCAAUCGGGUGGAACCUGUAAGUCUUGAAGAGCUUGGAAGGCCAAGGAUUGAUGUUGUUGUUAAUUGUUCAGGAGUAUUCAGGGACCUUUUCAUCAAUCAGAUGAAUCUUCUGGAUAGAGCAGUGAAGAUGGUUGCUGAAUUGGAUGAACCAGCAGAGCAAAACUUUGUCAGGAAGCAUGCACUAGAACAAGCUCAAACCCUUGGGAUCGACAUUAGAGAAGCAGCAACAAGGAUCUUCUCCAAUGCCUCAGGGUCCUACUCCUCAAACAUAAACCUGGCAGUGGAGAAUUCUUCAUGGAAUGAUGAGAAGCAGCUCCAGGACAUGUACCUUAGCCGAAAGUCUUUCGCUUUUGAUUGUGAUGCGCCUGGUGCAGGCAUGACCGAAAAAAGAAAGGUCUUUGAGAUGGCUCUGAGCACAGCAGAUGCCACAUUCCAAAACCUUGAUUCAUCAGAAAUCUCCCUCACUGACGUCAGUCAUUACUUUGACUCAGAUCCAACAAACCUGGUUCAAAAUCUAAGGAAAGAUGGGAAGAAGCCAAGUGCAUACAUUGCUGACACUACCACUGCUAAUGCUCAGGUGCGUACCCUCGCCGAGACGGUUCGACUAGAUGCAAGAACCAAGCUAUUGAAUCCCAAGUGGUAUGAAGGCAUGUUGUCUAGUGGAUAUGAGGGUGUUCGUGAAAUUGAGAAGAGGCUCACUAACACAGUUGGAUGGAGUGCAACUUCAGGCCAAGUUGACAACUGGGUGUAUGAAGAAGCCAACACAACCUUCAUUCAAGAUGAGGAAAUGCUGAAGAAGCUCAUGAGCACAAAUCCAAACUCCUUUAGGAAGCUGGUGCAGACAUUCUUGGAAGCCAAUGGACGAGGUUACUGGGAAACUUCAGAAGAAAACAUUGAGAAGCUCAGGCAGUUGUACUCAGAAGUUGAAGACAAAAUUGAAGGCAUUGAUCGCUGA
Molecule: messenger RNA, 4155 nt
Organism: Sphenostylis stenocarpa
Lineage: Eukaryota; Viridiplantae; Streptophyta; Magnoliopsida; Fabales; Fabaceae
Source: the annotation of a GenBank genome assembly